Molecule: messenger RNA, 613 nt
Organism: Schistocerca cancellata (South American locust)
Lineage: Eukaryota; Metazoa; Arthropoda; Insecta; Orthoptera; Acrididae
Product: flexible cuticle protein 12-like
Exons: 3
Coding region: 28-420 (130 amino acids)
Cellular component (GO): chitin-based extracellular matrix
Molecular function (GO): structural constituent of chitin-based larval cuticle
Source: RefSeq, a predicted model, not a curated record
CCAGUCCCCUAGAAGCCUCCAGCAGAAAUGGAUACCGGCAGGAUUUUCCUGGUUGCUGCGUUUCUAAACGCUGUUCUAGCAGCAACGCAGUUCAACCCGGGAGACGCUACGAUUCGCAUACUGGAGAAUGACUUCAAUGGAAUUGAACCGUGGCACUGGAAGUACGAGACGAGUAACGGCAUCCGGCAGGAGCAGUUCGGCGCGGAGGGCGACGGCGCGCGCCUACGGGGCAGCUUCUCGUGGCAGCCGCCGGACGCGGGCGGCGCCACCUACAGCGUCACCUACGAGGCCGACGAGAACGGCUACCGGCCCAGAGUCUCUUUCGGCACUGGACCCGUCACGGCGCGCCCCACACCGCAGCAGCCGCAACGAUCCUUCGCGUAUCUCGGAAGCAACGCUGCACUUACACUUGUCGGCUAAGUGGACUGUCACUGCUUGCCUCACGAUCAUUCAAAUGUAUAAUAUCUCGACACAAGUUUCUGAACUAACAGCUUAAAAUCGUCAAGCAAGUGCUGAACACCUACCACUUGUAGCUGCAAUGUUGCUAUUAAUUCCUGGCAGCUAAGAUCCGCAUAUGUCACGGUCUCACAGAUUAAAUGGGAAUUUGAACCAA